UCCUGUAACUUUAUUCGUCCACCACUGCUACCAACCCACGUCCACUGAUAUAACCGUGUCUCUGACAUACGUCAUUUCCGGGCAACAAGGCUUCCAUUAAGGUAUUACUUACUUUAUAAGUGUUUUCAAUUCACAACUUGACACAUUACUGUUUUGCUCUGUGGUAUAAAGAAGACACAUCACCAUGAAGCUGGUUUGGGUAUUGGUUUGGAUAUUAAUGGAUUAUCUCACACAAACAUCUGUAGUUGGUCAAACGACCAUGAUUUCAAGAUAUGAGUUGACUUUUCCGGUUUGUACCAGCUCUACCUGUGACUCAACUGGUUGUGGUAACCCAUUUGGUGUACCUGUAUCACCAUGUAGCUGCGAUUAUGGCUGUGAAUUCUUCGGUGAUUGUUGUAUAGAUUACACCUAUUGCAAGCAGGGAACUCCAGGCGGAUCGAUGACUUCUGAAGAAAACAAACCAAGCGUUUUUCAAGAUACAUUGAGAUUUUAUGAUAGAUCUCAGAUAACCUGUGUGAGCCUGCCUAAAGAGAAGAAUCAUUAUUUGAUGGUGUCAUCUUGUCCUGUUGAUAUCACAGGAAACGGUCUCGAUAAGACGAAGUGCGAAUCUGACUAUCACGAGAAGUCAAAUAUCGAUUUUGACAAUCUUCCAGUUUCUGACGGACUGUUCAGUUACAAAAAUGUCUAUUGUGCGUUAUGUAACGGUUUGAACCUGAAUGAGAUCACUGUUUGGGAACUGGGGCUGCUUUGCCCCGAGAGCCUAACAGCCAUGGUAUCGUCUGGAAAUGCUUCUCUAUCGGACUUGUUGGCAAGUGGUGAAUGCACGUCAUCCAUUCAACCUCCAAAGGAUUCGCCUCCAUCUGUUGUAAGGAAAUGUUUGACAUCAGAGGUCAUAAGUGAUUGUCCAACAGGCUCCGAUCAAAAUGUUAGUGUAUUGUGCCAAUCUUACCAGGACUUUGUCAGAGGUGAGAACGGCACAACAUUUAAAAACCCCUACUGCAAAUUGUGCAACACAUUUCCCGGUAUUACUUUUGCUGAAUGUCAAGGACAAGUUGGAGAUAUCUGUUUGGCAGCAACUGCAACAACUUCCGCACCUCCCGAAGCCGUACAGCCAACAAAACCCACCCCAAGGAGAGGAAACCCGAAGCCGGUAACUCCAACAUUGAGUGGGGAUCGAGGGAUUCUCAAUCCCGAUAGUGGAAAUGCUCUUCAGCCCUUAUCUAUUGUCAUGGACUUUUCCAGGAACAGUCGAGUUCAGGUUGUCCACUCAGCAGACGUCAUCAAGGAAGUAGAAAUUUCCUGCCAGAGUUGGGAGGUUUUUGAUCCUUUCGUUCAACAAUGCUUGACAUUAUCUUGCCCAAAUGGAUAUGAAUUACGAGACAACGAAUGUCACAGGCUAACUCCUCCCCUAAAUCUUACUUGUGGUUCAUAUGACUCUGAUCUUAUGUUGACAGUUUCAGCUAAAGUUGGUCUCAGAAAUCCUCUGGAUAUUACGAACUGCAACUCAAAUGAGCUGGAUAGGAAUAUCACCCUUUACGUUGAACACAUGUUAAAUCUUCCUUUAGGAAAACUGACACCUCUUGAUGGAUCGAAAAAUGGUGGUAAUGACGAUUUCAAUUUGAUGUCCGAGGAUAAAUGCCUGUCUCUUUUCAAUAAUUCUUUUAGAAUGGAUUAUGAGAUUGAAGAAACGUCUCUAACAUUUGCACAGCUCGAAGAACUUACAGAUAAAACACUCCUUCAACACGCUCCAUAUAAUGACGCUUCAGAGUAUCAUGUGUGGUCUUUAACUAUUUCCCAGCAAUGCAUUUCUAUUUUAGGUUUGAGCGAAUGUCCAGGUGGACUCAAGCUUCUUACAAAUCCAAACGUAUCGCAUGUGCAAAACUAUACUGUUGUACAAGAUGAAAACACUGGUAUGAUCUAUCAUUCAUAUGAAACUGUUUUCGCAGCUUCCUAUCAAAGUAGUUCUUCGGUUUCUUCAAUUAAUUAUAACAAGUCUUUAAACAUCCAAGUAUGUGAUCAGAUGAAACUGCGGACAUGUUCUCGAAUUACCCAACCAGCCAGUAUAUUUUCGCCGUUAGACGAUUUGAGCCUCAACAACACUUUGACAGGACAAAUACUAGGCUUCGAUGACUACGUACUUACUUCCAACGGCAGCGUCCAGUACUGUGCUCCAGAGAACUUUGGAAGAAACGCCACUCUCAACCAAACGACUGAAGUCCGCAUAUUCGAUUACGACGAAGCACAGGUGAUUCUCAGCUUUGUAGGAGUUAGCAUAUCUCUCUUUUCCCUCAUGAUUACAUUUGCUACUUAUUGCAUCUUUCCUCACAUGCGACGAUGUGUAAGCAACAAACUCAUCAUGGUAUUGUGCGUGAUCCUUUUCCUGGCACAGCUUCUGCAGAUGAUAAGUGGACUUUGGACAUCUGUUCCUGAACUCUGUACGUCUCUAUCAGCUGUUUCACAUUUCUUGUGGAUUAGUGUGUUUGCCAUAACCACUUGUCUGGCUUUCGAACUAAAUCGGACCCUUGCAUCGCGUGAUAGCUUUACGGUAUCAACAAACAGUACGAGGGCUAUCGUGUCCUACUUGCUCUUUACCGUACUAACUGCAUCCAUCAUUGUCGGUUGUUGCUUGGCUAUCCACUUUACAGUUGGAGAGGAUCUUAAUUUCUCCUAUGGAAAUGAUAACGUCUGUUGGAUUGUCAAUCAUGCGGCCAAUCUCAUUGCAUUUGGAUGUCCUCUGGGUGUAUUUCUUAUCAUCAAUACAAUUCUGUUUCUUCAUACUGUAGCUGGGAUCAGGAACGCAUCCAAAGUAAGAAGGAGUAUGGUUGUCGAAAGCGAGAGCAUCAAGCAUUCUGCUAAAGAUCUCCGUGUGUAUCUAAAGAUCUCAACACUCUUGGGAUUCACCUGGUCCUUCGGAUUCAUUGCCGGCUUUGCAAACAUCAGUGCUCUCUGGUAUAUCUUCAUCAUCUUGAAUUCACUCCAAGGUUUCUACAUCUUUCUUGCUUUCAUCGCUAACGGUCGUGUCUAUUCUAUGUGGGCUACUUGUUUGUGUCAUUGUAAUACCUCACUUCAUAGGUACUCUCGUGGAAGCUCAUCGAUACCGUUCAGUCAGAGGAUGUCACGAAUGACAUCGGUAUCAUCGCUUCCGAGAACAUCCGAGUAUAAUUCGAACAAAGACAGCAGGAUAUAUUCCGGUGAGAAAGGCGCAAGUAACCAGCGCUACUCGACUGCAAAUCAAAAAUUGAAGAACGAUCGGAUGUCUUCGGGUGGAGAUCAAUCGGAGACGAAGAGUGAUCGGGGAUCUCCGUCUGGUAUUCGGAGGUAUUCGCACGGGGAAUGGAAGUACGCUGGGGAGCGAAAACAAUCAGGAGAUCGAAAAUACCAGACAGCUAGUGACUGGAGAAAUGUUAGCGCUGGUAAAAGCCUAAAGCAAUAAUAUAUCUGCAUGCAUUGUCUGAUAACUAGCAGGCUUGUAAGGACGUUGGAGUUGUUGCUCUACUUAUCUUAAACAAGGAAAAUGAUGAGAUCUAUACAUGGACGCCAUUAUAGUACCCUAUCAUAGUUUGGAUUGAUCACAGUACUAUUAACAAGAAAAUUGACUGUUUUCCAUCUUGAUAUUUUGAAUGAAACGCAACUUAAAGACAUUUGUUUAAUUGGCUGCCUGCCAUACCAUCAGAUGAAACUGACAAAGGUCUUGAUACACGGGUUACUGUUCAACAAACAGAGUGGUGCGUCAAAUGAACAUUCUGACUGUGUGCUAAAAGGCUGGGAGUUCUGUAUUGGCAAUGAGUUUCGUAGAAUUGUGGAAAAUGCAAGCUUUACUUGUAACAAUAAAUUUUUUACUCUUUAGUAGACCCUCCCUUCAGAAUUGUACUAACAUCCACGUUCAUGAGGUUUGGAUAUCUGCAUGAAAUGCAAAAUGUGUGUCAAUAUAACUUACGGAGUAUGAUGAUCUGUGUCUUAAGUGCCAGCUUCAAAGUUGAAGAUAGCCCCCCCCCCCCCCCCAGAAAAAAACUUUCACGACCAAGAAAAAAUAAUGAGGAAAUGAAAGACAGAAGGGUAAAAUAUGAUAUUAUUUUCUGAACAUUAUGUCAAAAUCUUUUACAAAAUUUGAUUUUUGUAAUAAAGAUAUCAAAAUUUUUGCUGGCUCGCUCGCAACUUUUAACAAAUUUUGUCCGAUACGCUACAUCUUGACCCCCCUCUAAAUUUUUUGGCUCAUUACUCCACUGUUUCCAAAGUUAAACAUAAAUUGUGUUACAAAUUAUGAAAGCGCAAUGUUAAUGAAACCCGACAGCGUGUAAUCAAAGGAUACUUUAUUUGUAUAUAAAUUGACACCAUGAUCUCAUGUGGCAUGUAUUUUUAUAAGGUAUCACUUUCAUUCUCGUCAGUAGUCAAAGCCUAUAAAUGACGGGUCUCAUAAAUGACCUAAUGCCAUCGAUUUAUAAUGAACUAUUGCAGUGAACAGUGAGUGUAAGUAAGAUUAUACCAAUUUCCGCCUUUGAUAUACGUCAAUGGAAUCACUUUCCUGUAAAAAUGCAAUAUGCUGAAAUCAUUGUGUAUGAAAGGGUUUUUACAGUUCUUGAUUCACAUGGAUGUUCCAUAUUGUCUGCUUUACUGUGUAUUGCUUCAAAUCAACCAUUCAGCAUCUAAAAGGUUGAAAGUUAAUAAUGUGAAAAUAUCCACAAUUAUGUGAUAAUCCUACAUGAGAGUUAAACUGUGGGAGUAUUAUAUCACAAAUAAUCAUUUUCACCUAAAUAUUAAUUGGAAAGUAAUAUUUGUCACUAGAAAUAUGUCUCUGCAUAUAAUAUUCAGUUCGUUUUCGUAUGUAAACCAAUAAUCAAAAAAGAAAAAUGAUGGAAUGAAAUCACCUACUCGCUCCUUGUAUACAGUAUUGUCAUAGAUAGGCCAAAGUACAUGACCAAGUACCCUUAAACGUUGCCACACACACACUCACACACCCUCUCACACACCAGAUUGUACAGUGUGCAAAGCAGAUGGUUUUGGUAAUUGUGUUGCCCAUCCCUCCCCCUCCCAUAUCAAAAAUGUCUGAACGCGGUAUUUUUCUGUUGCAAUUGAAAAGUUUUUUUCGCCGACAACAGCAUAGGAAAUCAUUCAAAGACACGGUUAGAAACAUCCUCCUGAGCCCCCUUUCUCCAUGUUUUCCUAAAAACGUAACAUGUUCUAUGCGCCCCCCCCCCCCUUAGUCUUCCAUAUAACUAUGAUUUAUCGCUAUAGUCGUAACAAGGCCUAUAUUAUAAAACCGACAUCAUUUCGGCCACCCAUUCUCUACAAUAAAAAGUACUAUGUGGCAUACCUGUAUACUUUUUCUAUGAUUGUUACAAAUUUCACAAAGGGCUGGGGUCUUUUUUCUGUUUACACCUUCGUGAUGUUUAACUUGUUUAAUGACACUUUAUUUAAAAAGGGGUUCAUUUAGCUGGUAUGGUAAAGAAGUAAAGGUUAUAGGACAUUUUUCCCUAGUCCUCAUGUACAAGGAGGAAGAAAGGAAAUAACAGUAUCAAACAGAUGGUUCUGGAUCAUGUAACUCGAUAUCCUUGGUUAUUCAAUCAUGUCAGUUGAAAAAAAAUGACAUAACCUUCACCUCACCUUGUCACCCCCCCCCCCCCCCCCCCCCCAUCAAAAUACUAUGACGCCGCUCCUAAGUCUUUUUGACAUAUUGCAGAAAUAGGGUUGCUCCAGCAAAAUUCAAAAAUGGUAUGUCGGUAAGAACAAUAUGUUUCCAAAAAUAGUUGGAAAUGUAGAUCAGAGGUGAAUGUAGAAAAUAGGUGGAAUAGGAAUACUAGUAAUUCUUGGUUGUGGGAUGAUCAUGUCAUGGCGACGUGAUCACAUCUUUGAAUAUAAUAAUAAUAAUAGUCAGUUCUUGUAUAGCGCAUAACACAGUAUGAAUAACGUCUCUAUGCGCUUCCAAAGGACUUGGAUAUUAUUACCCUGGCUCUAGCUCAAGCAGCUUUUACGCGCUCGGCAUUUCAAGGAAUAAAUUCCUGCCAGGUACUCAUUCACCUCACCUGGGUUGAGUGCAGCACAAUGUGGAUUAAUUUCUUGCCGAAGGAAACUACGCCAUGGCUAAAAUAUAAAGUGACAAUACCGAGAUAUUCAUAUCAAGCGUUACCUGAUUUAAUUAUUUCUGCAUUCCACAUCAUGCUUAUUUGUUUACAAAAGAAGGAAAAUAAUAAUUGUCAAAGUCAAUUUGAAAAGAUGCCGAUUUGAUAUAAUAACAUUGAUCAACAUAUAUUUCGACUAUAGAAAGAAAAUCAUAAACAUAACUGGUAGUAUAAGCUUAUACAUAUUUUUGCAUACGCCCAUCUUUGAUAAUACUGAGCAUAGCCUCAAUGUUUCAUAACAGUUGAUUUUUCAAACGUUGCAAUAGCAUACGUGGGGACAGAAAUAGAUGUCAAAAAAGCAAGAGGGUCUCUCUUAUCUCACACGGUAAAAAUACUGAUUUUUUGGGGGGGGUCAAAAUACUGAUUUUGGGGGAUAAGAAUACUGAAAAUGCAAAAUACAACUUGGCAGCUCAUGGGAGGACGUUUCUAAUGCUUUGCCAGGUAAUAAAGAUAUAUGCAAAAAUUAAUUGCAGUUUUAUAGAAAUUGAAUAACUUUUGUUCAUUAAAUCAUAUUAAACGAUUGUGCCAAAUUAUGUACAUGUAAAUAAAUAUAUAUUUCCCGGCAUAACAGGUGGUCAUUCAGCGCAGUUUGGUAGAUUAUUGUUGUCAUUAUUGUUUGUAUCAAUACGAUGUGCAUUUCCCAAUUCUUGAUUUGAGGAGGAGGAAGAAAAAGAAGAAUAGGGAAAAGGAAGAAGAGAGGAUGAAUAUUCAAGUCAUGUAAAUAUCAUUACAG
Lytechinus pictus (painted urchin) is the source of this 6849-nucleotide messenger RNA. RefSeq lists its product as uncharacterized. The transcript has 3 exons. The coding region runs from base 185 to 3433 and encodes 1082 amino acids. Gene Ontology annotation, cellular component: membrane. NCBI's taxonomy places the organism in Eukaryota, Metazoa, Echinodermata, Echinoidea, Temnopleuroida, Toxopneustidae. The record is from RefSeq and is a predicted model, not a curated record. Gene Ontology annotation, biological process: G protein-coupled receptor signaling pathway; cell surface receptor signaling pathway. Gene Ontology annotation, molecular function: G protein-coupled receptor activity.